Messenger RNA from Stylophora pistillata, 3092 nucleotides. RefSeq lists its product as uncharacterized. Gene Ontology annotation, molecular function: DNA-binding transcription factor activity, RNA polymerase II-specific. NCBI's taxonomy places the organism in Eukaryota, Metazoa, Cnidaria, Anthozoa, Scleractinia, Pocilloporidae. Gene Ontology annotation, biological process: regulation of transcription by RNA polymerase II. Gene Ontology annotation, cellular component: nucleus. The record is from RefSeq and is a predicted model, not a curated record.
AAGAACGUCUGCGCAGGAGGCUAUAAAAGACACCAUUUGUCGCAAUUUAUCCUGCUUCGCUAACUAUCAACAUGACAAAAUACGACAAGCAAGGUGUUCCUAAUCUAAGUUUUCAUAAUCCGAUGGGAAUAACCCUUUACCCAGAAGGUUUAUACUCGUACGCGAUGGGAAACACACCAGCCCGAGAUAUCACGGAGCUGUUGGGCACAUCGAAAGAACAACAUGUAGACGUGUUACUUUUAGCAUGCGGUGAUGUUAGGAGUUUCCUUUACAGUUUGUCUGAGCUAUCUCUAAGAAAACCACACGAGCGUCCGAAGAGUUUAAGUUUCCAUUUGAAUGACUAUGAUCCGUCAGUGAUAGCUCGCAAUGCUGUGCUCCUAGAAGUCGCUAGUGUGAUAAAUUCCGAUGUCCCUGCUGAUGUAGACUUCUUGUGGAAUAUUUGGUAUAACCUAGCACUCUCAGUGGCCGACUUUGAUCGACUGCGAAAAGUACUCAGUGAACUGUUGGAGAAGAAUUUUGACAGCGACGAAAAUAUCUUAAAGUUUCAGGAAGGCGACGUUCUCCGCGAAUGUCCAGAUAUAUGGAAAGACUGGAGAGAUCUCGAUCUCGAGGUGAAAAGUGUUAAAGAGGAAAGAAACAACCUGAUAGAGGACGCUAAAAGAAGUAAAGGGUUUUGUGAGGAUUCUCAGUGCCUUUCUCUACUAACUCAUAUGGUGAUGGAGAUCUAUGAAGAGGAACUAGACAAUUUUGUGAAACCUGCUGCGACAAAUCCACUCUACACGGAAAUACAACACUGGUUUAGAGAAGGCUCCACGAAUGAUGAGUCGGAGAAAACAAAUCCAACAUUGAUUCGUCCAUUCGUUCACAAGUGGAGGCAGCAUUAUAGUUCCCGUGCGUUUGUGGGUUAUCCACCACUCGAAAGGAAAGACCUCGAGCAAGGUAGAUCAUGUACUGAUGUUUGCAAGGAAAAGCUGGCCGUCUGGAUAAAAAGAUUUCAGGAGCAAUAUAAGAAUCACCAAACAAAUCUGAAGAUUACACUGUGGACAGGCGAUGGACUUACUUUGUGUACAAGUGGUUUUCCGCCAGAAGUGUUGUUCGACGUAAUCGAUACAAGUAAUCUCAGCGAUCACAUUGGUUUGUUGAACGUUCUCGUCUGCUGUUCCCCGAGGUUAAAAGUGCCAAAUGCUUCUCUGUUGUUCACAUCAAGCAUGUUAUGGAGCGGUGAAUGUGACAGUAUAAAGGAGUACUAUGACAGAUGUGUUGGUGUUGCGUUGCAACUUCUCCCAACAGUUCUCGGCUUGAAGCUGGCUGAUGAUUUCGAAUUGGGAAGCAAAAAACUUCCAGACAGAUUGGGCUCUACAGAAGAGACUCUUUGCUGGGUUAAGGCAGACCCUAAAAGGACUUUAUUGACGUUGGAUAAAGGCACUGACGUUGUCCAAGCACUACUGCGUCUCACAGAGCGUUGCUUCAAUCUAUCGAAGGAGGUCAUUCAUUCCUUUGGCGUCACUUCGCCUUCGCCUCUGACCUUGCUUCGAAUUAUACAUCAGGCACAACCACUCUUCAAGGGAGAAGCCACCGAAAUAUUUGACGUUCUUGAAAAUGAGUUACCAGCUGAUUUUGAGAGGAGGUACGGACUAUCCUGGAAUCUGUUAAAGGCAUCUUUAGGGAAAAAACCAGAGCCCAUCGUUGAAAUAAAAGUUAGCAUCAAGUUUGCCGUCGUGCCUUGGUUUAAGGGAACACCAAAGCCAAUGAUUUGCAUCAGGAGGGAACGCAGCAGUCCCGAGGAGGCUCCCUUGCAGUGGUCGCUUGCUAUGGGCCUAGCCACACCGCCUGAUCCUUCAGUAAUUUACAACAGCUUAAGAUAUGAUGACAACACUGAUGUGGUAACUUUCCAUCUACGCGAAGAAGACUGGAAUGAGCAUGAAAUUUCCUCCACGAUGUGGAUAUCAUCCAUAGAAUUAAUACCUGCCGUCAUCAAUUGUGAACCAGUGAGGCUAGGAGAAGAGACUGUGCAGAGUGUUGAACGGAUUGAUCCUGUCGAAAAAUUUGGUCUGUUUGCAAGACAGACUUUCACCGUGGUUGAGUCCAACGAGAAAUGCCAACUACUAAAGGUAAUGAAAGUGGCGGAGAGCAUACACUCUUAUUCUGCAGAGCUUGAGGUACUAGACUCCACCAUGUGCAAAGCGAAGGCAAUGAAGAUCAGCCAGCCAGCUAAGUCUCCUACAGGAGUCCAAAUAGACUUUGAGGGGGCCAGAGGCGACCCACUCAGCAUGCAUUUUUCAUGCUUUGUCAAUAUUGACUCAUCCAAGUUCCAAAUCUCACGCAAAGUCGGGAAAAUAUUCUGCAACAUUUCCAAACGAAACGAUGGAACAGUGGGAGAACUUGUAAUACAAAACUUAGCUCCACUGCCUUUUCAUGCAAUGCCAGAGUGGGAUAGUAGACUUACCGAUAUAAGAAUGCUCUGCAGAAUGUUUCGCACUAAACUUGAUCUGGAACUGAAAUCACGAAAAGAAAGUGGUCCGCCAUUUUUUAACCUCAGGGAAUCCAUUACAAACAUUAUUCAUCAACAUGUGAAGGAGCCUGAGAUUCCCAAGGUACAUUAUGUUGACGAACGAGGAAUCAUAGAAGAACCAUAUGACUCAGUGGAAGACAUGCUGAAGAAGAAGGGCUUCGUUAUCAAAGUGGAAAAACUGUUCAAGUGGAAGAAUUUGCCUGUGGCUAAGGUCAUUUUCUGCGAUUGUCAGCGGUUUGCGGAAUUGAUUCGCAAGAAUCCGGGAAAUACUCUACUAGUGGAAGAAUACCACCACCGAAUUUUUCUUCAUAAAGUCAACAGAUUUGUAGCUGACCGAGAGGAGAAGGUCUUAUUCCGUAAAAUGAUAUACACAAAUGCAGUCCGAGUUCCUCAAGAUGAUGGCUAUGUUGUGUGGAAGAACUCUUACAUUAUCCCGUUGUUUCCACGAGAAAGCACCAAAAGUCUCGCUCCAGCCCUUGGGAAAAGAAAACAUGGUAUGAAAAGUCCUCUAUUCAGCGCUCUUACUUCUGCAAAACCUGGCCAUAUGGAUGCAUCCUCUUUGUCACGAGGUAGAUCUGCC